AUAGGAAUAUCCUUCGGUGCAUGGUUCAUCCGGGUGUUCUCAACGAGUCUUAGCCUACCCAAAAAUAUCUGUGGCGAUUUUGAUUGUCAUUUUCCCGUGCUUCUAGUCUUCUUCGCCGAUUGCGCUAUCGUUGCAAAACAAAACUCUCAGACCCCCAAAUAAUCUUUCUGGCAAAAAAUCUGCAAUUUCAAAUCUCUAAUUUUGGCGCCUUUGCAAGAUCAGCAUUUCGAACUGUAACUAAGGAACGAUGCAAUCAUCGCUUUCUUCUGCUCAUAGAACACCAAUUGCGCAGAGUUUUCCAAGCAGCAGCAAACACUUCGUAUCAGUUGCUAAUCCCACCAACCAUUUUCUCUCUCUUCCCAACAAACAGUUGAAAACCCCACCGUCAUUCAAAUUAAGAUGCCAAUUUGAUGAUUUUCCGACUCCAUUGAGAAACCCCAUUUCAUUUCCGACAAUCCAAAAACAUUUUAUUUUCCUUAAACCAAAAAACGAGACAAAUCACUGCACUCGGCUUCUCUGUAGCAAUUCGUCGAGCAGCUUGAGUGCAGGGAGCAAGUCACCGGUCAGGGCGUUCGUUGAAGCUGUCAGCGACGCGCUGUCGACGGCAUUUCCGGUAUGGGUUGCUCUAGGAUGCUUAAUGGGGCUUCUGAAGCCGAGUGCUUUCAGUUGGGUCAGUCCACAGAUGUCUAUAUGGGGCUUGACUAUCACUAUGUUGGGUAUGGGCAUGACAAUUACUUUGGAUGAUUUGAGUGGGGCAUUUGCGUUGCCUAAAGAAGUUAUUGCCGGAUUUUUUCUUCAGUACUCGGUGAUGCCAUUGUCUGGGUUCUUUAUCAGCAAACUUUUAGGGUUACCAUCCCAUUUUGCAGCUGGCUUAAUAUUGGUUGGCUGUUGUCCGGGUGGGACAGCAAGUAAUAUUGUCACUUAUAUUGCCCGCGGAAAUGUUGCUCUUUCAGUAUUGAUGACCGCAGCAAGCACAUUUUCAGCCGUGGUCAUGACUCCAUAUCUCACUGCCAAACUUGCUGGCCAGUAUGUUGCAGUUGAUGCUGCUGGACUUCUGAUGUCAACAAUGCAGGUUGUAUUGCUUCCUGUGUUAGCUGGUGCGUUUCUAAAUCAAUAUUUCCAGAGCCUGGUUAAAUUUGUUUCUCCUGUGAUGCCACCCGUUGCUGUGGCAACUGUGGCUGUUCUAUGUGGACAUGCAAUUGCUCAGAAUUCUUCAGCAAUCCUGACGUCUGGUGUGCAAGUUGUGCUCGCUUGUUGCCUACUUCAUUCAUCUGGAUUUUUCUUUGGUUACGUGCUUGCAAGGUUGCUUGGAAUUGAUAUAUCUUCUGCUAGGACCAUAUCAAUAGAGGUCGGCAUGCAGAAUUCGGUUCUUGGACUAGUUCUUGCAAACCAGCAUUUUGGGAAUCCGUUGACUGCAGUUCCUUGCGCUGUCUCUAGUGUUUGUCACUCAAUCAUCGGCAGUGCUUUGGCGGGCAUCUGGAGAUACUCCACUCCUAAGGAGAUGCAAUCGUGACGUUCUGGUCCACAUCGCGGCUGCGUGUAUUUAUCUUAUCUAUGUUCUCUUCAUACUCUCCAAUUUUGAAGUGUAUGUGUGAAAAGUUCUAACAAUGUCAGUGAAGUAGGAUCAUUUCUUAUAUGUUGAAAUAAGCACAAAAUAGUGAACAGUAAAUCCAAGUAAUUCAUCCUCAAUGUUUUUCAUUGUCCAUUUCCGGUGGAGCCAAAGAUU
Molecule: messenger RNA, 1726 nt
Organism: Spinacia oleracea (spinach)
Lineage: Eukaryota; Viridiplantae; Streptophyta; Magnoliopsida; Caryophyllales; Amaranthaceae
Product: probable sodium/metabolite cotransporter BASS1, chloroplastic
Exons: 7
Coding region: 248-1513 (421 amino acids)
Cellular component (GO): membrane
Source: RefSeq, a predicted model, not a curated record